AUGAGUACGACAGGAUCAAGCUCUAUGGCGUCCACGAUCUCAUCGGCCAGUUCGGAAAAGACCACUCCUAAAGGUGGUUUCCAGGAGCUUCAAACAGUUAAGAAGAAGGUUACGGCACCAAAUAAAGGACCACAAAGUGAGAAUGUGAAUAUCGACGAGCUCAUGAAAGCUUUGAAAGUUGUGAGGAAAGCAAAAGAACGUAACGUUAGUACUAAAUCUGAAAAACCACAAGGCGAAAACUGGUCCCUAAAACUCUUUGCUCGGCUCAGACAUAAGAAAUGA
This is a messenger RNA of Strongylus vulgaris, 282 nucleotides long. The record is from the annotation of a GenBank genome assembly. NCBI's taxonomy places the organism in Eukaryota, Metazoa, Nematoda, Chromadorea, Rhabditida, Strongylidae.